ACAGUUGGCAGCAGUGUCGUCUCGUGGGGCACGGCUCGGCAAGCAUCGGUCGUUCAGUCAAGAAACUCGACUGCACCGAAUCACUACUAAGCUAGGUUAAAAUCAUAAGAGCCAGGAGCGCGCUGCUUUUUCUUAGCUGUGCUUACUUGAUAGUGACUUUUCUGCUAAAUCUGUGCCGCGAUUUCUUUCAAGUGAGAGAAUUCGAGUGCCGUAAUUAUUCGUGACGGAUCGUUGGUGUUCCUGAGUUCUCGCAGAUUAAAGGACGAAACAGGCGGGACAGAGACGGCGAGAAUUCAUUGGUUUCUUUUUUUCGAUUCCAUAAUUCGAACGCAUGGUGCUCCUGGACUCUUUUUUCGGACUUUUAUUACAAUCCACUGCCAAAAUAAGGGCAGCCUGGUGACAGUGAUGAGUGUUUUUUUGCUUGUGUUCGUCGAAGCCGUUGUCGAGGCUUACGUGACUGUGACCGUGACUGCUGUGCCGCCGCCACCGCGAUGUGCUUCGCAAGUUCGGCCACCAAGAAGAUGCUGAAGACGUGGCACGCGGAUUCGUUUAAAUGGUGGCUCUAAGGGGUUACAUUGGAAAGCAUGAGGGAAAGAACGCCCUCUGCCGACGAUACCCCGAAGAGGGCUCCACCAGCUCCACCCAGAGAAGCGGCCUCGGCGGACGUAGCUGGUAGCAAAACGAACAGCGAGACGGCAGAAGUUUUCGCCGUGGCGAAGUUCCCCUCGUCCGCUGCAUCGUCGUCCACCACGUCGUCUUUGUCGAGCGUGGACGCCAGGAUGGUCGCCUCUGCCCACAAUCUCGACGAUCUGACCGCUGGCCAUCCGGCGAACGUGAACGGCGACCGCCAGCAACAGCAGCAGGAGAAACACGGCCACAUUUACAGAAGCGCCCAGCAGACGGCCCAGGACAAGAGGAGCAGGCUGAGCAACGUGAUCAACAAUCUAAGAAAAAAGGUGCCCGACCCCAGGAACGGGGAAUCGGCGAGGAAGGAGACGGAGGACGAUAGGAACAGCGUGGAGAGAAAUCUGGAGACCCUGGAAAAGUACGUGAUGACGGUGUUGAACGGUGUAAUCAAGGACGAGGAGAAGGACAGAGAGGUAAGUAAGAAGAAGGAGGCCGAGAAGAAGAAGGAGGGUGGCGGCAAGUUGAGCGAGGAUCAGGAAGACGAGGACCCGAAGGGUUUGGCCGCCAAGUUCGAGCCCUCGAAGCCUAACGAGAGCAGGACAGAGGCUGCUGUUUUCCUGUCCUCUGAACAACCUGACAAGCUUGACCCGACCAAGGAGUUCACUUUGGAACAUCAUAAAAUUGAUGCGAGGGGCGAGAACUCCUCGAGGAGCGAAGAGAACACGUCUGUUCGCGCUGCGCGCAAGGGCAGCCAGGAGAGAGGCCUGCCCGACGAUAUCGGCAAGGAGAAAGAGAGCUGUAAAAUCAAGAGAGGGGAAGAGGAGGACAAUGGUUGCAUCGGCAACAACAACAAGUGUCCCUCCAAGGAAACGAAGUGCGAGGAACAGUCUGCCCAAGAGACGGGGAGGAAUAAUGAUAAUCAGGAAGAGGAGAAGAGGGAAAAUCGUUCCCUGGGAACGAUCAUCAUGGAGAGAUUGAGCGAGAGUAUGUCGUCGGAUGGAAACGUCGUGGAGGGGAACGUGGACGACGCGAAAGAGGAGCGCGAGGAAUUGGCCUCCGACAACGUCGAGUUGAGAAACGUUUGCAGAGAUUUGUUGAACGAUCUGUUGAACGAUAUCAAUCAAUUGAUCGACGAGAACAGGCAGAACAAAGAGGAAACGAGGGCACCGCAAUUGGACAGCGAAGAAUCGAAGGAUUCUUCCAGGACUGUUCAAGAUUUCGCUAUGACGAGUCUUCAUUGCAGUCUGCCCCUGGAUAAAGUGGCCUCGGUGUUGCAGAAUUGUCAGACGAGCGAAUUGACCGCUCCUCAAUCGCCUUCUUCCUCUUCCUCUUCUUCUUCUUCUUCUUCCUCUUCCUCUCAGGGCUCCAAGUCUCCCAGCAAACCAUCCUCUCCCACCGUCAGGCAUCUCUGCCUGUACUGCGAUCGAAAGUUCAUGUCGAUAUCCCUGAGGCAACGGCACACCGAGAGAGUUCAUCAGCAAGGGGGUGGCAGAAGGUCGGAAAGGAACUCGAGGAAACCGUCGCAGAACUGCCAGUAUUGCUCUGAUAAAUGCGCGGAAAGCUUGGAAGGUCUGUUCCAGCAUAUGAUUGGCAGCCAUGGAGACAGGUACCAUGCUUGUUUGCAGUGCUCUACCAGGUACCUCACCAGGGAGGCCCUAGCGGUUCAUAUGAACGAGAAUCACGGUGUGAAUCUCACGGAAAGGAAUCUUCAAAUUCAGUCUCUUCUUCCGCAGGAGAAGUUGAAGGAAUCUUCCCCCUGCAAGGAGCUAGGCAACCAAAGUCCCCACGACAGAGCGGAUCCGUCGAACCCCAAAGAGAGAAGAGCCGAGGAAUCAUCUGAUCAUGAACACCGAGCGGAGAACACCAGUUUGCUGAAACCGAUGCACCCGGUGAAAGACAACUUCAGCAAUCCAGGAAGCCCGGAGUUCGACAGCUCGUUUUACAGCAGCGUGAGCUGCAACAUCCGGGAGAAUCUUCUGCAUCAUUUGGACGGCAAACUUCAGAGCUCGUCGUCAACGAUCACGUCCAACAGCGUGUCGAUGACGGAGGUGAAACCUCCACAACAGCAACAAUCGCAGCAGCAACAACAACAACAACAACAACAGUCCUAUUACGAGCACAACGUUAAUCAGAUACAAUUCCCGAUAGAUAUAUCGUUGACAGCCGCAACGCCGGUUUAUUCUAAGGAAUAUAGUAGCGAGGAGUACGAGAAUAAUAGCGAAUACGCCCAAAAGCCUGGUAAGAGCAAUAGGUCCCAUCCUAGGCGAGUGUCUUUUGAGAAGUACAACUUUCCUAGGAAGUACGAUGGGAAAGAGCAGUGGACCUGCUCGAUAAAAGAUCUCAGCAAGUUCGAUAUAUCCACUCAAUUGUCCCUGAGGAAGAAACAGCAACUACUCAAGGAGCGUAUAAGUCUGAACAGAUUGCAUCAUCAGCUCACCCUUCUCGAGCCAUGCGAGAUCGUCCAGAAUGAACAGAAUCACGGCUCUAAAAGUCUCGACAUAGCCAACGAUUCGGGCUUAGUCGUUGCGAACGAUCCGGAUAUUGAACAGACAUCUCGUUGCGAGGCUCUGAAGUCGCCGAUGGAGAACAAACGCGAAUGUUCUGAUGUGAAGUCGCUUCAGGGUACAGAGUUCACCCUAGAAUUUGGGAAUUUUCUGAGGUUAAGGAAAUGGGACGAGAAGAUGACGAUCGAGGCUGCCAAAAAUCAGGAAGUUGUUUAUGCCGAGUUGACAGGGGAAUGGUCGAGGCCGAGGGUCUACAUCUGCGGCGCUUGCGCUUCCAAACAUGUAACCUUGAAAGAUAUGGAGGACCAUAAAGUGAUGACUCAUCCAAAUGUCUGGUGUUCGCAUUUCGAGUUCUCCGGUGAUCAAAGAGAACUGUAUAAACAUUUGUUUCUACCAGGAAAGGAUAUGCCUACAGCAAAAGCAAGAACGGCUAUUUUACCAGAAAAGGUGUGCACCAAGUGUUCAAAGAACUGUACGACUUUACCAGAGUUGCAUAGGCACAUGUUGGAGUGUGGAGGAGAUCAAGCUUGGUUAUUAGGACUGUUUGGCAAUGGAAAGAAAAAGUGCAAAUGGAGACCGUUUGGAAGUCGUAGUAGAAGACGAAGGCAGCGUGGUAUGAAGAGAAACAUCCAAAAUUCUCAAACUCCAAGAGUGAAUACUCCUAAAGAAAAACAACCCACGGGGCCGAGGGUUAGACCCAGUGAUAGGGAAAGCAUACAAAAGAUGUUGGCCAACUUACCUCCCAAAAGGGCUACUAGAAAAGUAUUGCAAGACAAUACAUUGAAGACACAGGGUAGACUACGUACUGCGCAAACCGGGAGAACGAGGCCGCGAAUGGUCGGCGACAAUUCAACCGCCUCCCGCAUGUCCCGGAACAAGGCCGUCCUGAGGAACAAGCUGCUGAAGAACGCGAAGUCGAUCCAACGGAAUCGUUGCCGCAUCGACAACAUCUCGGCCGUUAUCGAGAGCGUGGUGAGAAAUUACACGCCCGACGAGAGGAAGUGCGACAAGAUCGGCGAGGUCGGGGAGGAGGCCGAGAAGAGGGAAACCAAAGAGAGGGAGUCGAUGUUCGGGGGUGAUUCGUGUGUUCACAACAAUUUCUCGGACGAGGGAAGGAACGGGAGAGGGAAAGUGGCGAGGGGGCCCAGAGUGUUGGGGAAGAGGAGGAACGUGAGGGCGAAGGAGAUGGUGAAAGGUGGUUUGGAUCAAGGGAAGAGGGGCAACACGUUGAAGGCGAAAACCAGAGGCGCCCCCUCGAGGAAUCUCGCGGAAGCGAAGGGAGAGCCGUGUCCUCUCGGCGAGAGAACCUCCAAAGUCUCUCCCAACAGCGUGGAGAACGAGGCUGAGAUGGCAGCCUCCGAUGCAGGAGAAGUUGAUCCGGCCGAGUCGAAAUCUCCUAGCCCGUCGAUCAAGGGGAAACCCUCGGUUCAGACGACGCCUAAAAGGAAACGGCCGGUCGACCCCGUUGCCUCGUUGAACGCCUCUAUCAAAGCCAAGUCCCAGCUGAGGACCCAGGACGGGAAAUUCGCCAGGAAUCCCAACAAGGAAUUCUUGUCGCCCCUCCACAAGUCCCCCGUGGAGAUGAGGUGCCCCGUCUCCGGCCGGCUGAUGACGAAGGUGAGAAACAGCGAGAUGGAAACGUCUGUCACGAGAUCGAAGUUGAGGGAGAUUACGUUCAAGGGUAACAAGGAUAAUAACGAACAGCAACAAGUUUUGGCGGUGCCAAAAAGGAUCACCAGGCUGUCAUCCGACAGCGAUAAGAUGCCCACGUUGGAGCCAGCCGUCCAGGCGACCUCCAACGAGGAGUUCUUGGAAACGUCCACCAACGAUCUCCCGAUCCUUUCUCCGGCCACCCCUGCCACGUCCAGCCAGGAGAAAACGAUCGUUCGUGGUAGAGGUGUGGUUGGGCCCAAGAGUUUGAGCUCGGAGGAAGGUCAGAGAUUGGAGGAGGGAAGAGGGUGUGAGGCGGGGGAUGGCGGUGUUUGUAGCCAAGAGUUGGAGAGGGAUCAAAAAUCGGUGAAAGGUAGGAAGGCGAAAAAUUUGGAUAAAAAUUUGGAGGGUGGAGGGGGCGAUGUUUCGAAGGAGGAGGGGAGAGGGGUUGUUAAGGAGAAGUUGAAGAGGAAAAGCGCUCCCGCAAGGAUUCUGAGCGUCGAGGAGAGGAGAGGUGAGAAGAAGAGCGGGGAAGAGGCGAGGAGGGAAGCGAAACAGAGGAGGGAAGAGGGGAAACUGGAAACGAGAAGCAAGACGAAAUUGGAUAAAGUGUUCGUCGAUGACAGUCCAAUAAAGAUUCAGAACGUUCCCUUCGAGGUGAAGAAGCUGAUAGGGUCGGACAGUAAGGAAGAUUUGUUGACGAAGUUGGUGUUGACAUCGAGAAUCGCCACUUCCAAACGUUGCCUCAGACAACCUGUAAAAUUUAAAUUCGAACAGGAGAAAGGUAAAUUUCGUAGGGAUUUGGAUCUGGAAAGGGCGCAAUUGGAUUCGGGAUCCGUCUCGGACGCCUCCACGAAGAAGGAGAAGUUCGAUGCUAGGAGAAAGUCGUUGAGGAAAACGGAUAAGAAGGACAGGAUUGCGUCGAAAGAUGACAAAGUGUUGGAAGAGGUCAACAGAAUGAGAGACGCGGUGAACGAGGUGAAGACGGCAGUCAGAGGGCGAAGAAGCAGCAGCCUGUCAAACGAGGGUAAAUUAUUAGCCAGUUCCUAUCAAAUGUCCGAUGGCCAAACUAAGUCAGAAUUCGAAACGGCGGUGGUUCAAAGCGCGGACAAGAGACAGACCAGGGGCUCGUUGUUGAACUCCGCCGAGGGAGAAAUUCAAAACGAGCUCGUUCAAGACUUCAGCUCGAAGAAGAACAGUUUUGGAAAAAGACGGGGUAGAAUUAAAUCUAGCAAUCUAGAGAUGACCGAUAAAAAGAGCGUCGAAGUAUCUCAGGCGAAGAAUGUGGAAACUGACAAAAGUAAUUCCUCCGAGAUUAUCGAUAAAGUUAAUUCGGUGGAGCAGGAUGAAAUGAACUCUGACUGUAAAAAAGAUAUUGCGACUGAGGAAAUUAAAAUUGUAAAAAAUAAGGAAGAAGUGAUGAGUGAAAAAGUGUCCAAGUGUGAGAAAGAGCAAUCAAAAGAAUCUAAUUUAUCAGGAAACGGUGAAACGAUCAAGGUAAAUGAGAAUUUAAAUUUACAAUUGGAAACGAGUAAUUCCAUGGACAGUGGCAAGGAGAACGCAUUGGAAAAGCCUGCACCUGUUCAAAAGUUAAAAGUUGGCAGGCCCAGAAAGUCCUGGGGAGCUAAGAAAGAGAGAGUUUCGAAAAGAUCUUUAAAUAACGUAAUUGGCAUUCUUACAGAAGGCAUGAACAUCCCGGUAGAGACUCAACAAAAUGUUUUAAACGUGCAAACGAGUGUGGACAAUGUAGAAUCUCACGAAUCUUUUCAAAGCAACGUUCAACAAUCUGCUAACGACGCCGUUAAGUCGCAAAAUUUAGAUAUUAAGUCCUCCAAAAACACUGUUCAAGAACCAUUAACUAAUUUUGAUCAGUUAAUUGAGAAUACAGAAUCUUCCGUUCCACAGAAAGUUCCCGUAGAAAAUUCGAAGCAGCCCGAAGUUCCAGAAACUUCCAUCAAGGAUUUAAACUUGGUUAAAUCAAUGGAGAAUAAUCAAAAAGUGGAAUCGUUCGCCAAAGAUGCGGCAGAACAGUCUCCAACUAAUGACAUCAUUUUGGAUUUGUCCAGAAGGAAGCAGAAAGGUAAAGGAUCAUUCUUAGAGAAAAUAGUUUCGAAGAUAGCUAAACAGAAAGAUGCUUUACUGGAAGGUGAAGUUGGUUCUCUGUUGGACACAGCUGCUGAUGAGCUCACUAGUAUCUUGGAGGAAGUUGGACCUGUAUUCUCAGAAGGUAUUGAGAAUUCAAGUGAACUGAAAAUUAAAAAUAAAACGGAGAAAGUUCAAGAUAACCGCAACCAAGAAAUUAUGAAAGAAUCGACUAAUGAGAAUUGUCAGGAUAUUUCGACACCUGAUAUUUCUGAUAAGAAUUUGGAAAAUAAGGAUGCUAAUUCUAAAAGUGAACAAGAGAGGAUAAACUUGACCGAGGAGGAUUGUGUUAAAAGAAAGAACAACAUAGAGAUUUGUGACGAUGUAGUGGAAGAUAGAUUUACAAAUAUUUCCAAACAAGAAGUUGCUGAUAAACAGAUUAAAACAAAAUUGCAAAAAGAAAAACUCGACACUAACGAGACUUAUUCGAACGAGAAAAUGAUUUGCCCUAAUGACUUGGAAACUGUCAUUCAUUCUGAUGAAAGCGAAAUUCGAUUAUCCGUUGCCGAAAAUGGUUUAGAUUCUCAAGCGGAAAGUUCCACAGAGAAUUUGUCGAAGCCUGAAGAAGAAUCGAUGAACGAGGUAAACGAAGAGAUAAGGAUAAAAAGAAAGUCGAAAAAGAGGGGAUUAGAUAGGAAAUCGCCAAAGAAGAACAAAAGAAAAUCCAUUGAAUCGGCAAGUAAUCCCGAAGAGAAUUUAAUUUCUGAGAAUUUGCAUUUGACCAAUGAUGUGAUGCAAUCAAUUGAAAAAUCAAAGCAAGUGCCUUCUACCAAAGAAAACGUUAAAAAUGACUUAACUACUGAAAUUAACACAAAUAGAAUAGAAUGUUACACGAAGAAAACUACAAGUAAUAUCAAGUCUGAAACAACGGAUUCGAUGGACAAAAAGGAUCUCGAGGAUAUUGAAAUACUUGAAAAUUUUUGUGAAAAUGAUAAGAAACUCAAUGUUGAUCCCGAAGACAAUUUAGAAGAACACGUAACAACAAAUAAAGAAGACAAAACAGAAGAUUCUGUUGUAACAAAAAAUGAAGAAAAGAUUCCUCUACCCUCGAUAACCGAGGAGAAGAAAUCUCACGUGGAAACGUUAGAUCAUUUCUCGAAAAUCGAAUUGUCAGCCAGAAGAUCUUCCAAGAAAUCUCAUCAGGAGGAAAAAAUAAAUGAAUUUAUCGAAGAGAGAACAGAAUCAGAAUCGAUUGACCCUCCCGUAGAGGAAAUAGCGUCCGAGAAUGUCAGAGGAUCGAAAAGAAGGUCUUUUAGAACAAAAUCUACGAUUCAAUCGCGAAACGAAGAGAGAAGUGAGCGGGAAACUGAUACCGAUCCUGUCCUAACUGUUAGCAACAUUGUACCGACAGAAAAUCCUGAAGUGCCUUCGGAAGAGCCGUCUGAAAAUUUUGAGAUUACGAGAAACGAGGUUCCAAAUAUCCAAACAACGUUCGUAAGUACCCUAGAAGAAGAAGAACCGACAAUAACUCAUGAUAAUUGUAACAACUCGGAGAAAGACGCGAGGACGGACAAAGAAGAUAUCGUGGAAAGUCAAAUUGCGUCGAUUGGCGUGAAAGAACCGGAGGAAAGGGUCGAGGUUCCAGUUGUGAAAGUGCCAAAAAAGCGUGGAAGGAAAAAGAAAUGUUUGAUGACAAUUGACAAGUCGCAAGAAAAUCCCGAUUCGAACAGGCGGAAGGGAGAAUUUGAAUCGAUAAAUCAACUUCCCCCUAGGAGAUCUUUGAGAACGAACAGGUUCGUCGAGGAGGCCGAGGAUCAGAACAAAAAUUCCAACGAUCUACACGUUUCCAGACCGGGUUUGGAAACGUUCAAAAUUCCAGAGGUGACAGAAGUGUUGCAACACACGAAGAAGAGAACGUAUAAAAGAAAAUCCACCGCUGACGAGAGUCCGGAUAAUCAAAAUAAUUCUAUUCCGACGGUGGAGACGGUACAAGUUGAGACAAGUGGCGCGGAAUGCCCGGAGGUAAGUAAAACGGGUACGGUGGAGGAACAGUCAGAAGCGUCUGAUCAGAAAGAUCCUUCGCCCGAAGAUAGAAAGCUGCACUCGAAAAGCUCGGUUUCGGAACAAUCCGAUUUAGAAAAAUCGAACUCGGCUGGAUCCGAUCAAACAAGUAAAACGAGAUCGUCGAAGAGGAAACAAUUAUCCUCGGAGGACUUGUUGGGUCAAGAGGGGUUGAAUCAGCAAGCCGAAAGCACGGAUAAUUUGUCAGAGGCAUCUUGCACCAGUGAUUUCAGUUAUUUCAGAAAGAAACGUUUCUCGAAGAAAAAGAAGGAAUUGCGGGAGGAAGAUGUGCAGACCGACACCUCUAUCACGGACUCGGAAUCGGAGAAGAAUACGGACAGAAGGCAGAGCUUGAAGAGGAGAGCUAAGAAGAAUAUAUCCUUUUUCACCGAAUUUUACUUGAUGGACGAUUUCGACAUUCCAAUGGAUAUUCAGGAUUGCAUAACGCAAGAGGAAGACGCAGCGAAGAAGAAGAACGCCGAUCAACAAUUGUUAGAAUCUAAGUCAUCGUCGCCCGCGGGGAAUAAAUCAUCAGUGGAGGAGGUAACUUCGAACGAAAACGUGGAUGAAAAAUCGGAGGACGAAGUUGGGAAAGAAGAUGUAGAGUUGAUCGAUGAUUCCAAGUUGGUCGUAGAGGAUGAAGAAGAUGAAGAGGACGAAGAGGAGGAGAUAAAGGAUGAGGAGAAAAUGGACGAGAAGUUGAGUAGCAUUUGUCAGAUGGAAGAUGAUUUCCAGACACCAAAGAAAAGAGGGGCGGGUAACUACGUGGUAGUCCACAAGAAGACAGGUGAAAUUCUGAUCGUGGAGAAAAGGAAGAAAUUAACAAAGGAGGCCGCCAAGUUCUUUUGUAAUGUUUGCACCACUAGUUUCACCAGGAAAAGUUCUCUCAAGAAGCAUAACCAGUCUCAAUCGCAUUUAUUGCAAACAUCUAAAUCGAAAAAAGAUAAAACAUCCGUGGAGAAUGGUGAAAAUAUAGAAGAUCCGUGUAGCACUAGUCAGAACGACACUUCCAGCGAUGAAAAUAGAAGCGUGACCGAUGAGUGUUUGAUAAAUGUCUCUUUAAAGUCGAAGGAUGACCAAAAAGAAGUUGAUAAAUCUAUCAUUAACCGAAUGGAACUGGAUCAUGCCCAAGAAAAUUCUUGCUUCGCCAAUCCUUUGGAACAGGAUUCCUUGAUAUGUUCUCAACCGCAUCAUCAACACAUACUUGAAGACGAACUUUUGGACGAGGAAAUCUGUAAGAUUACUGAGAACAUGAGUCACGAUGAGUACGUUAUCAUGGAUCAAAUCAGUCCUGAACCAGAAUCCACGUCGACGCCAAUUAAGAUAGAAACCAAGAAUGUGGAGGAGAUUGGGAAGAAGAGGAAGUACGAAAAGAAGAAGGACAAGGCGAAGAAAAGGAAUUCAAUCGAUGGACAAGAAAUCAUUUUAGAUAGUCCCAUUUUAGGAAAUCCUACGGAUUCAACGUUAGCGUGCGUGCUAGAUGCAACAAACGCCAAAAUUGUAAAUUCUUCCCAUUUUGACGCGGCAGAAUCUAACGCGAGCGUAUUGGAAAAUUCACUUAACAAUUCCGUUGUGAACAAUAUGGAAUUAGGAGCCAACGUUUCAAGGAACAUGGAAAAGAACGAUUUUCAAGAACAGUGUUUAGAUUGUGUUCCAAAAUUGCAAGAGAGCCAGGAUGAAGUAGAAAUGGAGGAUGCACCGUUGAGCGCAGAAGUGAAUAAAAUGGCGAGCGAUGUAUAUACGAAUAUAAAUUAUAAAUUAGACCCCAACGAUAAGACUGAGAAUUUUUCAAAUGUUAGGUUAGACGAUAGAGAUGAUACCGAAAAAAAUCAGCCGUGCGAGCGUGUAAGUUUAAAAUUGACCAUAAAUAAACGAAGUAUAGAAGCUUGUAGGGAUAUCGAUUCUGAAAGUAGCAAGAGUUUCGAAUUAAAUUAUUUGAAUACGUUUAAUACCGAUCUCGACGACGUUGUUAAUUGCAAUUCAAUGAAAAAUUACGAAAAUUCGCGCAGCGCGGAAGUUGAACCCAUCGACGAAUCUGAUAAUUCUAAGACCGAAGUUGGUGAAUUUAAUCAAGAGUCGAGCGCUAAAAAUUUGAAGAAAGGCGGUGGAAAGAAUUUGGAAAAUUCUGAAUUGGACGUUUCCAAAGGUUUCGAGGAAGGAAGUGUAACAAGGAAUCAUGAAUCGUCCAUAAGAGACGAUAAGCAGAACGAACCCGAGAAAACGGCGCGACACGGAAAAUCGAAGAAAGGGAGACCCAGGAAACACGCGCAAGAGAAUUGCACGGAGAAUGGGUCGAAAAUGGAGUCUAAAUCUGCCAAAUCUAAAAUUAAUCAAACUAAGUCGUUGUUCGAUGAUAUCGUCAAAAUUUCACAAAUCACGAAUGACAAAAACUCGGCCGAAUCUUCGAAAACUUUUGACACCGACGAAAGGUUAAACUGUUCGAUAUCUUCCAAAUCACGAGUGGAAAACAAUUGCCUUGAUAUAUUGAAGAAUGACGACAAACACGAAUCUGAUAGAUCAGAAAUUGCAGAGGGGGCGAAAAUCAGGAAUCAAUUGUGCUCUAAGCCUGAAUCAUUGGGAGAAGAAACGAGUUUGCAACAGCAACAGGGGAUAACGGAGGAGGAAAAACUUUCUGAGAAGAAGAGGAAGAAGAUCGAGUCGUUAGAGGACAAUCGAGUUAAAUCUUUUCGUCCCAUGGACGAUGAUGAUGAAGCCUCGUCUUCGUCCAGUCUCGCGGAUAAACCGUUGUCGCAAGUCUUGUUAGAAAGGGAAGAGAAAUUAGAAAUGUACAAGAAACGGAUGAACGAACAGGAUAAAUCUCUCCGCAAUAUUGAUCGUAAAGCAAACGAAUGCGACAUCGAUGAUAAUUCUUUGGAUAUCGGCCAGUUAAAUGACGAUCGAAAGCGUGACGGUAAAAAGAGGUCGUCGACGAAUAACGACCAAGGAUUCCAGAUCGUGUCGGACGAGGAAUACGAGCCUGGAACAACGUUGAAAGAUUCUGAUAAGGAUUCGAAAAGUUCGUCAGAAUCGGAAAACGAGAGAAUUUCGUCGAUGGAAAACGACGAUAAAGAACUUUACGAGGGGAAAGUGAUGAGUAACGGUCGGAAAUCGAGCAUCGAUCAUCAAAAUUCGAGCAAAAAGGUGUCCAGGGAUCACAAACAUUCGAACAAGGAGAAUCGUAAAAGAUCCAGAGGGAGGAGAUCUUCCGCAAGGAGUAAAAUCAAUGAUCUUAACAGCGAAAGUGACGACAGCGAGGUUGAGGAUAAAAUCGAAUCGCAGAACAAAAGCAAAAUAGUGAAAAGCGUGUUUGGCAGGGUGUUUGGAAGCGGUGAAAAGCCAGACAAAGUGAAGGAAGUGUUGAAUGAUUGGGUGUCCAAGUCGGAAGAUGAUUCGGAUCUCUCAAGGACCGGUUUUAGAUUCUCCGCUUCUAACGAAGCCAAGACCAAAGAGUCCUCCAGCGAGAAAAAAAGGCACACAUCGUUUACCCCUUCUAGUCCCAACAAGCGUUCUGGAAGAAAGUCGAAAAAAAGUUCUUCCUCGGCAGAAAGAAGCAAAGAGACAAGUCUGAUAUUAGAAGAAGAGGAGGAGGAAGAGGAGGAGGAGGAGGAGGAGGAGGAGGAGGAUGAAGAAGAAGAAGAAAGUCAAAUGGAGCAUCGUUCUUCCAGAAAACAUUCAAAAUCGAAAAACAACUCAAGUAACAGGAGGAAGCACGAUGUAGAUUACUUCUUGUCUUUACCAUCUACCAAAUGCAGACAAAGUAAGAAGAGGGCUGAAGAAUUAAUUUCAAGGACUUUCGAGGACGAUUAUCUGGACGCCAAUUUGAUUGGCAAAAGUCAAAAAUCGUUGAAAUACAAGGAACCAAAUUAUGGUUUGAGGAAUCAAGGCAAGCCUGACCUGAUGAUCAAGGACAGUGGCUACGGAUCCUUCAACUAUGACGAGGAUUCCUCCAAAAUCGUUGCUUUGGAAGAGUAGGAAGAUGAUCAGAAGGCCAAAAGAAGGAAAUUAUCAUGUUCCAGGAAGGGUAAAGGCAAGGGUGAAGAAGAAGGUUGGAGAGAUCUGACGAAUGAUAGGAGAACUUCGGAGAAUCCCAAGGAUUUAGACGAAGACAAGGAAGACAAUUUCGUCAAGGAUUUCCCCGGAGCAGAACCUCUGACUGGAGGUAGGCUAUCAGUUGACCUAGAUUCUUCUCGUAGUUGUAGCAGUCUGGCGCCCAGUAGCGUGAGGAAUAGAUCCCCGAGUAUGGACAGAAACUCUCAAACCACUAGAAACUCUGAUAUGAACGAUGAAGAAGAUGAGAAUAUCGCUCACAGACGAAUAUCUCCUUUCUUCGUCUGUGGGACGCCCAGAAGUUCCGUGGAGAGUAGCUCCAACAGUGAGAACGAAGAACAAGAUGAGGCAUUAAUCGUUAACCAACCUAUGACUAGAAAGAGAAGCUCAAGCGAGUUUUCUAGCGAGAAGAUUGUGAUCAGAUCGCCCUCUUCGAUCCACAAGAGCGAGGUCGUCACUAUAGCACCCACCGACGCCAUAGAAGACAACGCUUUAGAUGUCCCUCAGGAGAUAGAGGUGACGAAACCUAGACAGGGCAAGGUAUUGAAUUUUGACGAGGAACUGUUUGUCGAGUGUUGCUCCAGAUUGAAAGCCACCACUGAAAACGAGCUCAGAGGCGCUAAAAAGAUCAAGCUUGAUCAUAACGAAGGUUAUCAUAAGAAGGAUGAUCAACACCAAGGAUUCAGAGGGCCUAAGGAUCGUUGGAGGGAUGUGGAGAGCCAGAACAGUUUGGGAAGUCUAUUGGAAUCGGUAAAUCAGUUACUGGGCGAAGAGAUGUACAGCACCAGAGAAAGGGAUUACCAAAAGCAUGGAGGUAGAAAUCUAAGGAGUGAGCACUCCAGCAGAUCAGCCAGUCCUGACAUGGCCAGAGCAGAUAAUCUGGGCUACGAAGACAGUCUGGACGUUGCAUUCGAGCACAACAACAAGCUCAGAGACAAAAUUCAACAGCGCAUGAGAGAGAGCGAGAAUCUGAUAGCCAGCACGUUUGGCCAGAAGAGCAAUAACGAGUUGAUGCGGGGUGAACGAACGUUUUCUUCUAAGAAGAAUGAAUUGAAUAUCACGAAAAAUUCGUACUCUAGUCUUCAAGAUCAAGGGCACAUGACUGGUUCGAAUCUGUCGGAUGGAGACUACAAUCCUUUGCACAACAGAGACCCGCAAGAGGAGAACAACGAUAGAAAAAUAAAUCUGGAAUCUUCAGGCCUUAAGGGUAAAAUGAACCCUUCGUUAGGAGGUUUAUUGGACAAAGCGUUAUCUAACUUAUGGCACAGCAAUGAAAAACAUGAUCACAAUGGAUCCACGCCAAUGAAGGUUCUAGCCGAACUAGCAUGUGCCCGCGCUCCAACAUCCACAGCUGAGGACCCAGCUUCCAAAGAAGUGGUCCAACCUACGAAGACUUCUUUGACCAAGGAUUCAGUUCCUGAACCAAGUCCUAUAACUAUGUCCAAAGACUUACAGAAGAAAUCUAGGAAUCCUAUCAAAGAACUUUUCGAAAGAAAAAAAGAAAUGAACGAGAGGAAACAACAAGAGAAGUCAAAAACAGAUGCAGCUCUUCGAGAAAUAAAUAUACACAAACAACGCAAAACCAAAAAGACAAAAUAUCAGGAUUUUCCUUUGAUCCGCCGUAAUGAACAUGGAGGUCUGGUUGAAAGGAAGAAACGUCGUGAUGGAUUUGAGAGGAAAGAAGAAUUUGUCUCGGAUAAGAUCAAAGAUAUUUAUGAAUUUGACGAGGAGGAAAGUCAAAUAGAAACUAAUCUGGGUAGUGUCAUGUCUUAUAGGAGUAAGCCAGGAUAUGAAAUAAAUUGUUUGAAAACCAAAGAGAUAGAUAUGAGUGGUUUAAUGUCCAAGGCUAUCGGAGAUAAUCUAGAAAAUGCAAAAACUGAUGAUGUUUUAAAUGACAGAUUAGAAUCUGUGAUUGAUAAAAAGUUCAAGAAAUUGGAAAAGUUUGCUCCAAAAACGAAGGGCGCUUUGAAAUCCUUCCAGAGUGAGGAUCAGCAACAACAGAUUACUGGACCUAUGGAUGAAUUUGUGGAAAGGAAGCAAUCAAAAGGUAAAAGGUCCGUAGAGCAAUCUCUGAAGCAUUCGAAAUUGAAGAAACGUAACAAGAAUUCUAAGAAAAAGACUAGAAAUGCAUGGUACGAAAAUGAUAGCUCCGAUGAAUAUAGAACGGCUAUAAAAGCUGAAGAUAUCGGUGUAGGUAUUUCAAAGAGUCAAAGAACAUGUUCGAAAGGAAAACAAAAUAUUUUUGCGGAAUUAUACACUUCGUCCGAAAGUGAAUUUGAAGACGAAGAAACGGACUAUGAAUCGAGAAAACAGAGAAGAGUGAAAAAGAGCAAUAAGAAAAUAACUGAAUUAGAAAACGUAGAACAGGCUCAGGAAUCGAUUAAUAAAUAUCAAAUCUCUUCCGAAGAUGAAGAUCAUGUGGAUGAUUGGAGAGAUGAAAAUUCGAAGAAUGAUAUCUCUAAGCAUGAUUGUGAUAACAAAAAAUCUGAGUCAGAAAUGUCAGAUCAUCCUUUGGUUAUCGACGAGAGGAAAGAUAUGGAUGAACAAAGGAAUAGCGAUGAUGAAACUGAAAACCAAUACGAGAGGAACUUCGAAAUGGAUGAUCUAUAUAGAGAAGACAGUUCAGUUGUCGAUUCAGAAGAGGAUUCAGCUCCUACAGAGUUAUCAAAAGAUCCAGAAGAAUUCAGAUCAAAUGAUCCAAAUCUACCAGAAGAAAAUAGUGAUACUAAGAAAGAUUAUAUACAGGAAAAUGAAUUGAUUCCACUUGAGGAAGCCUUAGAUCUUCUAGAUCAAGCUGACAACGGAAAUUCUGUAGGAACAAAAUAUGAUAAUGUAAACAAAAUUGAUAAGUCUACUGAACAUGUGAACUCAAUAGUAACAACAGAACCUGAAAGUGAAACAUUUAAUCCUAAUAAAGAAGUAGCAAAGUCUCCUGUUCCUAUAGAUGUACAGGAGGAGGAACCUGACAAUGAACUCCUAGUCUUACCUGAAAAAUUAUCGAGCAAUGAAAAACCGCAAAAGGAAUCUGAAAAUCUUCCAUUACAUGUAUUUUUAAGUAGAAAAGUGCAAGAAUCAAAGAAGAGAAAAGAACAGCAACUAAAGAAAAUGCAAGAAGAGCAAGAAAGGAUAUUAAUGGAUUUUCAGCCUACUAGAAGGCAGAGAAAAUGUGCUAUUGGCAAACAAGGAUUGCUGGCAGAAAUUAGUAGCUCUGAUGAAGAGAUGAGUUCAAAAGAUAAAAAAAUGAAUGAUAAAUCAGAUCAUGAUAAACCACGAAAACAGAAGAGAGAAUCGAAGGAAAAAAGGAAAGAAAGAUACAUAGAAAAAAAACAUGAACAAAUGAUAGCUAAGGAACAAAAAGCUAUCGAGGAAGAAAUCCUGCGAGAAGUUGGAAAGAAAAAAGAAUCUCUUGCACAAAGUGUUGCAGAUACAAAGACAGAUAUUAAUGGUACCAAGGAGUCAGAGAAUACGGAAUCAACGGAAAACAUACCAGUACAAGAAUUAACACAAAAGAAAAAAGCUAAGGAAAAACAAAAAAAGCAAAAUAAGACAGACGAAGAUUUUUAUGUUAAGAGUAAUGAAGGAUUGAGCGACUUAGAGAACAACUGUAACAAGUUCACGCCCAUGGAGAGCAAUCACGAGAAUGAAAAUAAUCAGCAAGUUUCUGUAAAACAAAAAAAGCACUCUAAAUCUUUAACAAAGCCAAAAAAGACUACGAAAUUAGAUCAAAAAGUGACAACAGGUAAAAAGAACAAGAACACGAAUUCUGAAAGAAGGAACAGGACAGAUUCGAAAGGGUCAAAGGAUAAGGAACGUAGGUCUUCUAGUGGCAAACGAGAUUCUGGUGAUGAAGAACUGAAAACGACAAAAUCUUGGAAUAAGGUCGAAGAAGGAGUUGGAGUGGCUAUUGGCCGACGGAAACGAGCAGCUGCCAAUCAAUUAUAUUAUUGGUCGAGCUCCAGUGACGAAGAGGAAAUGCUCGAAGUAGUCCCUGCAGUUGAAGAAGAAGAGGACGAUCGUCAAGAGCAACACGGUUGGAUCGUUGGUGAUUCUCAUAAAAGGAUGAUUACGAUGCUUGCUAUGGAAAAGCAGCUGAAGGAGAAACGACGGAGAAGCGAGGAAGAAUUUGAGUCUGGCAGAACGAAAAGUAAAAAGCACAGAAACAGCACCUCUUGAUACGUGUUUCACGAUUAGAUUCGUCUUAAAUUAUUAGAAUCAAACUUGAAUAAUAGGCACAACUUUUGUGGCUAGAUUUCUUUGACUGGAAAUAUGAAGGAAUAUAGAGUUCCUUUUUCAAUGUCAGGCUCAAAAUUUGAAAUGACAGCAUAAGAACUGCGAUUCUUGAUACAUAUUUUAUAAAUAGGAUCAUCUGAAGGAUUAGAACAAGUGAUUGAAUACAAAUUUGUUAUAUCAGACAUAACAGAAUUAGAUCAACUGUAAUUUUUAAAGAAGAAGAAAGAGAUAUAGAUAUAGAAAAGAAGAACAAAAAGAAAGAAGAAACAUAUAAGCAGCAACUUUUGAUACACAUUUCAGGACUUAGGUUUUUCCAUUUAGAAACACUCUAAAGAAUCACACCAUUCUUUUUUCUAAAGACAGAACUGGAUUUCUAAUAACAUACAAAAUUACAGUCGAAAAAAAAGGACUUUUCUAAGGAGAAAUAGUAUAACUGGAUUUUUUGAUACUAGUCUUAGUCACGAAGAUGAACAAAAAUGGUUAGGUUUAUUAAGGUAGCUAAAGGAACGUGUUAGAUAAUAAUGAAAAUCUAAGCCAGCAAUUUUUUUUUCAUUACAAAGAUAAUGAACCGAAAGAAGAAAUCUGUAAUUAGAUCACAAAAAAAUAUAAAAAUUUAUUAAAUAAAAGUAUAAAAAUCGAAACAAUUAGGGCAAAACAGUAUAGCGUAGAAAAAUUAUAAUAGUUAUUUGUAUUUUUCUUCCUGUUUUUUUGUGAAUAUACAAAAUUACGCGAUUGUUAUUGAAAUUUCUUAAGAGUUAUAUUUUUCUCUCUUUUUUUUUUUUCUUUUCUUGAAUUUUCUUUAAUUUUAUAGUUGGCGAUCUUAGUUUGUAGAACGCAGCGCUGCAAAUAUUUAUAAUCAACGCUUAUUUGUUCCAUCAAAUACGGUGGAAGUAAUGUGAUCUACUGCCAGAAGAAAUUCCGAUUUCCUUCGAUCAUAUAUAAUUGUUAACAAACAAGCGAAAACGUGAAUCGAGAUGUGUGUCGAGUUUUAGAAUGGUAUAGGUCACGUUGUAACCAAGUUAUGUAAGAAAAAAAACAAUGGCAACUUGUACAUAGCUUGGCAUUAAUAAUAAUAAUUAAAAAAAAAAAGGCUAGUUCGUAUUAUAUUAAGGAUAUAAUUCCAAGCCCUUAUAAAUAAUAUAAAUAUAACCUAAUUUAGACUGAAUGUAAGAAAAUAGCGGACAUUAAAGAAAAUAAUAAAACGAAAAAAAAAAAAAGGAAUGAGCACCUUUAGACAAUACUAGGGACAUUUGUAAUGUUUUAGUUAACAUAGCGAAUUUUUAGGUGACGAAAAAAGAAUUAAUAGUUAAUUAGAAGAAAAAAAGAAAAAAUCGAAGAACGGAAGAAAAACGUCACAAUUGAUUUAAUUUAUGAAAAAGGACGAUAUAAACUGGGGUCCAAUCGAGUAGCGUGCUUUUGCCAGCUUUUUGUGAUUCGUACAUAUCGCGAUAAUCGAUAAAAAGAAGAAACUAUCAAGCUGUUUUUUGUGAUGCGGCAAAUCUUUUUUCAAAAUAAUUCUCGAAAAAGAGAUUCAUUUGGAAGGCGUUGCUUUAACGCAGUAGUCAUUGAAAUAUAUGAAAUUUAUGUUCUCUUUAUCUCAUUCGAUUCAUUCGAAUCUUUUUCCCCCUAGAUCUCAUAUCGCGUCAUCAACAAUCCAAUGAUGAUUGCCACAUAUUUAAGGAUAAAGCUUAUAACGAUAAAGGAAUGAUAGAAACUUUCCUUUCGUAUGCCUAGUUGAUGCACAUAAUUCUAAGUACGUAGAUUUUUGUAUGAGUAUAUAUAUAUAUUAUAUAUAUAUAAUAUAUAUAAAUAUUCAGGACAAAAAAUUAAUAUAUAUAUAUAUAAAUAUGAACAUAAAUAUGAAAAGAUAAUUAAAUGUAUAACAGAAAUGAUUAAAAGGAAAAAAAUAAUGAUAUAGAGUUUAAUGUAAAUGUACUGCCAUAAUCAUAUUAUCAUACAAGAGCCUAUGCGAAUAGAUAUAUUAAUAUUAUUCCUGUAAAGACGAAGAACCUGAGAAACAACAGCGACAACAUGAUGGUUAGCACAAAACAAAACUAGGCAACAAUCCGAUUGUAAAUAGAACAUAUUUUCAAUGUGUCUGGAAAAGUAUGUUUUGUAAUAUAAGGAUUGCAAAGGAAAAAUAAAAUUAUUAAAGAAUUA
Messenger RNA from Apis florea (little honeybee), 19361 nucleotides. RefSeq lists its product as uncharacterized. NCBI's taxonomy places the organism in Eukaryota, Metazoa, Arthropoda, Insecta, Hymenoptera, Apidae. The record is from RefSeq and is a predicted model, not a curated record. Gene Ontology annotation, molecular function: zinc ion binding; nucleic acid binding.